UCCACCAUUCCGAGACAAUCGGCAAACGGUCACACCGAGGGCAGUCUUUCCCUUCGUAUAUCGUGUCGUCGUCUCUUUUGUGAACAAAAAAUACGAGGAAAAUCGCCCAAAUCGAGUUGAUUCGACUGGGCAUUAGCAAUUGUGUGGAAAUAAACGAGUGAAUACGCGGCUGGCAAUCGAACGCAACGAUAGUUGCUCAUUUUCCUGCACCCCUGAGUUACAAUAAAAGCCGUCAAAAUUGAAUCGACAAAGAUUGACGAGACUUUUUCUUCCACCACAACUGCGAUGGAGGAUAAAGCAACAACAAAAGAUCUUGAUCAAUGGAUUGAGCAGUUGAACGAAUGCAAUCAGUUGACAGAGACACAAGUUCGCACCCUCUGCGACAAGGCCAAGGAGAUUCUCUCCAAGGAGUCCAAUGUGCAGGAGGUAAAAUGCCCGGUGACAGUGUGCGGAGAUGUCCACGGCCAGUUCCACGACCUGAUGGAGCUGUUCCGGAUAGGCGGCAAGUCCCCGGACACCAACUACCUGUUCAUGGGCGACUACGUGGACCGUGGAUACUACUCCGUGGAGACCGUGACCCUUCUGGUGGCCCUGAAGGUUCGCUAUCGCGAGCGCAUCACCAUCCUGCGCGGUAACCACGAGUCGCGUCAGAUCACACAGGUGUACGGCUUCUACGACGAGUGCCUGCGCAAGUACGGCAAUGCCAACGUUUGGAAGUACUUCACGGAUCUGUUCGAUUACUUGCCACUGACCGCACUCGUCGACGGGCAGAUCUUCUGCCUGCACGGCGGCCUCAGUCCCUCGAUCGACAGUCUGGACCACAUUCGGGCCCUCGACCGCUUGCAGGAGGUUCCGCACGAAGGUCCCAUGUGCGAUCUGCUCUGGUCCGAUCCCGAUGACAGGGGUGGCUGGGGAAUCUCGCCUCGUGGCGCCGGUUACACCUUUGGCCAGGACAUUUCGGAAACCUUUAACAACACAAACGGCCUGACACUGGUGUCGCGCGCCCAUCAGCUGGUGAUGGAGGGCUACAACUGGUGUCACGAUCGCAACGUGGUCACAAUAUUCUCAGCGCCAAACUAUUGCUACCGCUGUGGCAACCAAGCGGCUCUUAUGGAACUGGAUGAUUCACUUAAAUUUUCAUUCCUACAAUUUGAUCCAGCACCAAGGCGCGGGGAGCCUCAUGUUACGCGAAGAACACCCGAUUAUUUCCUUUAAGCUGGAUUGCUCGCACCUACGCAGCUUACAUUUACACAUAUUACAUCGCAUUAUAACAACAAGAAGAACCGAAACAAUAUAUAAUAUAUACAAAUCCAACCAGCAGCAACAAAAUAAACAAAAUGGCAAGUGCUGUCGAAAAAAAAACUACCAUAAAAAACAACCCAAAACUAAAACCUCGAUGCAUUUGUUUUGUGGAGAUCGUUUUAAACAGAGAGCAGUGGAAGAUAUUGUAUAAACAAAGAAAAAAAAUAACCAUAACAGUCGAGAACACAAAAAUGCAUUGAACAGUUAUUGUUGUUGGCCACAGAUUAAAAGAAAAAAAAAAAUAAUCGGAAACGUCGCCAGCGGGGGCGGCAGGCAGAAAAUUUAUAUUAAAGAUAAUGGGGAGGAGUAGAAGCAGUAUACAGAAAUGAUGAUACAAUCCAAUCGAACCUACCAACCAACCAAGAAACCAACCAACAACCGCAAGCAACAAGAAGAACUACAACUACUUAGCUAAAUUUGUUAAUUUAUAAAAAUAACGAACUAAGCGUCGCAGCAGAAAGCCAGGGAGCAGGAGUGAUGGAUGGAUGGACUCAUGGAUUAUGACGUGAUGUGUGUAUGGGCGGAAGGGGCUGACAAAGGACUAAACGGGACGAAAGGACGAACGCCAGGACGUAGCAGCAUAAGCAGCAGCAGCAGCAGCAGCAUGAGCAGCAGCAAAAGCAGCAGAAGCAGACGACCCACGACCGACAAAGCAGGAAGAUAACGAUGAAGAAGCAGCAAAAAAGUAGCAGCAGUAUGUGGCAGGAGCAGCAGCAAACGCCAUGGCGAUCGGGGAAGCGCGGGGCGGGCCAGCGAUUUAUAUAAAAACAAAAAUUAUAAAAAAGAAAGUGGAAAUACAAAAAAUUUAAUAUUACUGAUUAAAAUUAAA
This is a messenger RNA of Drosophila teissieri, 2131 nucleotides long. RefSeq names its product serine/threonine-protein phosphatase PP2A (gene mts). NCBI's taxonomy places the organism in Eukaryota, Metazoa, Arthropoda, Insecta, Diptera, Drosophilidae. The record is from RefSeq and is a predicted model, not a curated record. The coding region runs from base 286 to 1215 and encodes 309 amino acids. Gene Ontology annotation, molecular function: protein serine/threonine phosphatase activity. The transcript is spliced from 4 exons. Gene Ontology annotation, cellular component: cytosol. Gene Ontology annotation, biological process: mitotic cell cycle; peptidyl-serine dephosphorylation.